AUGGCUCGCGCCAGGCACUCCAAGGUGAGACCGUACAGUGCAGGCCCGGUCCACACGUUCCACCGCAGCCUGGGUCCGACUCUGCUGCUCGCCCAGUUGUUCGGGCUGUUCCCUGUGGCCGGUGUGCUCGACGCCUCUCCCCGCUACAGACGGCGCAGCCUCCGGGUUCUCAUGUCCCUGGUCAAUAUCAUCGCCACAAGCACCAUCACUGUGCUCGGAGCCUUCUGGACUGCCUCAAACAUCACUGUCUUCAGAGCAACAAAGGUACUGUUCUUCGCUAGCUCAGUAGCAGCUUGCACUCUCUUGCACCGCUUGGCGUGUGCCUGGCCCCGUCUGGCUAGAGACUGGAGACAUGCAGAGAUCGUCACCGCGCACAUCGGCUACCCUCCCAAUACUGUUCUUUACUGUCGUGUUUUCGCCUGCGUCUUCUUCAUCUUAGCGAUCGUGGAGCACACCUUUGCUGUGACGGAUGCCGUGGUACGUAUCGCGGGCGAGGACACCUGGACCGGAGUGUUCCGCAGGUUCUACAUCAAAUGGUUUCCCCAAGUGGUGAUGGUGGUACCGUACACCCCAAUCCUCGGACCACCCGUCGUCAUGCUGAACAUCUUGGCCACUUUCACCUUUAGCUACCUGGAUCUCCUCAUCAUCGUCAUCACAUAUUGUCUCUCCGGAAUGUUUAGGCAGUUCAACAAACACAUGCUUAAAGUCUCUGAACAGGUGGCAAUAGUUUAUUAUACUAUCUUUAAUUUCUGCUGUAGUUUCAAAAACACGAUAAAGUUAAAUUAUGGGAAAGAGUAUAUUUUUAUACUGGAGUCAAUAAUUCUUUCUCUAGUACUCUCUUUUUCUUCUCUGCAGUUUUGUAAACCUAGAUUUGAAUUUCCAAGGCCAUACUGGAGAGAUCUAUACCAAGAUUACCAAGUGUUGAGGGACCUCGUGGCAAAGGUGGACAGCCAUAUCUCUCGCAUGGUGCUGGUUUCCUUCACGGUUGACACAUACCACAUAUGCCUCCAACUCUAUCAUAGUCUUCGCCAUAUCUCCCGCAUGGUGCUGGUUUCCUUCACGGUUGGCACAUACCACAUAUGCCUCCAACUCUAUCAUAGUCUUCGUCCUCUUCCAACGACUGCCAGCAAAAUAUACUUCGCUUUGUCCUUCGGGUUCCUGAUAAUGAGGACUGCCGGCGUGUGCAUCUCCGCCGCUAAUAUCCACGAUGAGGCUGCAGCCUGCAAGUAUGCCCUGUUCGCAGUACCUCCCCAGGAAUACUGUGAUGACGUAGAGCGAUUCAUAUUCCAAGUAUGUAAUGACCAUGUCGCCAUAAGUGGAUUCAAUUUCUUUAUUAUAACGCGACGAACACUACUUACAAUCAUUGGACUGGCGAUAACGUACGAGGUGGUAAUGUUCCAAGUAAACACGAUGGCUGAAGACGAGGACGAAGGGAAACACAUCAAAAACACAACUUUAAACUUACCUACUUAAACAAACACUGGCGUUUGUUUACAUUUCAGUUUUAGCUAUUGAUGCACCUCUUAUCAACACAAUAUAUUUUUUAUUCUCAUCAAAAUGUAAGUUACUUUCCAAUUUGAGUACAUGUUUAUAGGUAACACUGAAAAAUGAGUCCGAGUUGUUAUCGACAUCUUUUAUUGUACUGGACAAAUUUGAUGUCUGUCAAUCAGCGCAUUUUUACAUGUGCAAUAUCUUUAUAUACCAUUUCUCAACAUUCACAGCCUCGAUUCGCAAGAAUAAAUCAGUACAAUAAUUUACUAGAACAAUCAGUUUCAACUGAAUAUCAAAAUACAAAAA
Homalodisca vitripennis (glassy-winged sharpshooter) is the source of this 1797-nucleotide messenger RNA. Its product is annotated as gustatory receptor for sugar taste 64f-like. The coding region runs from base 1 to 1473 and encodes 490 amino acids. The transcript has 8 exons. Gene Ontology annotation, biological process: sensory perception of chemical stimulus; detection of chemical stimulus involved in sensory perception of taste. Gene Ontology annotation, molecular function: taste receptor activity. Lineage: Eukaryota; Metazoa; Arthropoda; Insecta; Hemiptera; Cicadellidae. Gene Ontology annotation, cellular component: membrane. The record is from RefSeq and is a predicted model, not a curated record.